This is a messenger RNA of Panthera uncia (snow leopard), 3054 nucleotides long. RefSeq names its product spermatogenesis associated 32 (gene SPATA32). NCBI's taxonomy places the organism in Eukaryota, Metazoa, Chordata, Mammalia, Carnivora, Felidae. The coding region runs from base 466 to 3039 and encodes 857 amino acids. The record is from RefSeq and is a predicted model, not a curated record. The transcript has 14 exons. Gene Ontology annotation, cellular component: perinuclear region of cytoplasm. Gene Ontology annotation, molecular function: actin binding; calcium ion binding. Gene Ontology annotation, biological process: spermatogenesis.
AGAACUCUUUGUAAGCAAUAAAGUUUGGGGUGACGACAAACGUGUUAGGCCGUGGCUGUCCCCACUCUCACCUGCCUACUUACAGAACCUACUUACAGAUCCUAACAGCUGCCUCCCUUUGCCUUCUUGGUGGGAUCUUCCCAGGUCUGCCCUUUAUUGUGGGCAAGGACUGUUUUCAACCCUUGAGCGAGGUCACUCUUCCCCCUUCCCCCUCCCAGUGGGAGCUUCCAGGCCUCCUUUUGGCCUAUCUAUUCAGACCAGUUAGGCAAGAUGCCCCACCUGGUGGCAGUAGGGAAGCCCCUGGCCUGGGGGGGGGGGGGGGGGACCAGGAGCCCAGAACAAAGACUGCCCCACCCACUCCUGUCCCUGAGGCCUGGCUUCCAGGGAACAGAACCGGGAGCCAGCCUAGACUCCCAGCCCUGAGUGACCAGAGUUGACUUGCCAGGAGUGGGCUCCUGUCUGAGGAUGAAUUCCACCCACCCUCCCCCCACACCCCAGGCCGCCCUGAGCACAUGGUGCCUUGUCAAAUCUGGCUGCACACCCCCGGAAUCCUUGCUCAAGUAUGUGCGCGUGCUCCAGGCAGGUGCAAAGGCCAUCCAAGCUUACCGGUCGCGGCCCUCUCUGGGACUGCUGGGAAGAGCCAAGCAGUCAGUCUUGCGUCUUUGGAGAGGGCUGGGGCUGCGGGGGUGGGACAGCCUUCUCCGGAGGACACCUCCCAAGGGCCGCCCCGCCCGUGAGCCGGGAAUCCUGAGCGCUGUUCCCUGUCCGCGGGAGGGUCGCGGCAGGGACGUCACAGAGGCGGCGACAUCACAGGCGCCAGCGCCCCCCCCUCCAACUCCCAACCAAAGAGUUCACUGGAGGCGGAGGGGCAGCAACCAGCAGCCCCCUCCCCGCCUCCCCGACAGAGCCUCGGUCAGCAUGGGGGUGACAGGUGCCAAUGGAUUUCCCUGCUGUGGCAAGGAGUCAGUGGACAUUGUGGAGACGCAGGGCACCAUAACCCAACACCAGUUCCAGCUGGCACAAGAAAAAGAGGAGACUGAGCCGGAGAAAGAUUUGCUAGAACUGAAGCCCGUGCAGAAAGAGGACCUGUACCUUAAGCCAAAAGUGGAGCUGGAGCCCAAGCCAAAGCCCAAGGACCCUGAGCAGCAGGAGUAUAGGACAGAGUUCCUCCAGCCCUUCCCGCAGCAGGACAUCAGCCAGUGGAGCGUGAGGUCCAAUUCCAGCUACCUGAGUGCUGCCGAGAAGGGCAGGGCGUCCGCCAACCAUCGCUCCAUCCGCGUGCAGACCUCCAAGCACCUCUUCUGGGCAGACAAACUCAUCCAGGCUUCCGAACACAGCCUGCAGCAGGCGGUCGGCAGGCAGCUGGACAAGAAGAGUACAGGUAAGGCCACCAGCCAUCAGGACCAGCAGUCCAACCUCAAGGACGCCACGUGCUCCAAGCAGCAGCUCCAGAGCCCCCACGCCCAGCCAGCUCUUCCGGCCGCAGACGCCCAGCAGCCACCGGAUCCCCACCCGGCCUCCCCCAGUCCCUCACCAGCCAUUGGCCUGGCAGAGCUGACCAACUUUGCAUCUUCCUUGGCCGUGGCCUCCUCCAGCAAUAUGGACUUGCCCAAAUUGGAGCAUAUGAUCAAAGCUCCACCACAGAAGGCCGAGGCGCCUUCUACAGAUCCUGCCGUGCCACCGGCCGUGGACCAGCCGGAGAAGGAAGAGCUCGCUAAGGAAUGGCUAGAGAAACCACUUGAAGCAGGGGAGCCACAGAAAGCUUGGAAGCAGGAAGACAAGAGCUUCCCCCACUCUUACCUUGACUUCAACAAGCCGGGGGUCAAGAGGGCCACCAUCGAGGGGGAAGUGAAGCUUCUCCAGGCACCGACCAUAUCCCCUCCGCCUCAAGGAGCCGUGGAAGACUCACUGCCAGGAACCAGGAAAGGGAGUCCAUUAUUGCUGAAAAUCCAUUUUAAGAGGCGGGGGCAUGAUGGGAUCAUCUUAGGAGAGAGCCUCCUGGAGGUGGGCUGGGCAGGCAGCAGAAGGCAGAAGACCAAAAGAGCCCCGUCGUCGGCACAGAGAACGUACAGGCCUCCACAGAAGCCUCGAAGACUGCCCCCACCAGACCCAGGAGAGGAGCAGCCCUGCAGGACGCAGAAGGGGAGGCCGCAGCAGCCUACUGCCCUGCUGACCCAGGUGGAGCCAGCAUCCAUCAGGGCCACAGGGGCUGAGCAGGCUUCCCCGAGGGCCAGGGAGGGCAAGCGCCUUGCAGCUACCCGUUUGGUGCAGUCUGGCUCAGGUUCUGGGUCUCAGAGCAGAAGCAGCUGUGCAGACGAGAACCUGCUACCCAUGACACCCCGGCAGCUGGCAGCGUUCCAGGAGAUCUUCAAACUGUUCAGCCCCAGCCCGACAGGCACUGUGGACAUGCGCAGCAUGAGAGCUGCCCUGCGCCACGUGGGUAUCCAGCUGAGCCCUCAGGAGAUGUGUGAGGCUCUGCGGCAGGCAGACCUGGACGGUGAUGGAACUGUAAGCUUUAAAGACUUCCUGGGUGUCCUUACCGACAGCUACCGCCUGGCUCAGUGCUUGGGCCAGGCGAGGAACAGCCGGUUCUAUGACCCCCAGGGCCUACAGACCCUGUUCUUAGAGAUUCUGUUCAAGCUGAUGAGCCAGGGCUUUGUCCCCCACAAGUCGGUGCAGGAAGUGAUGAGCUACUACACCAAGAAGCAGCGGGCUCUGCGGCCGAACCCAGGCUGGAAGGACAGGUGGCGUGACCACAGCGGCUCCGCGGGCGCUCCCGGGGGCCUCACCUUCUUCUGCCAGGCGGCGCGCCUCAGCGGCCUCUCCAGCAACGAGCUGGAGCUCUCGCUGCACAGACUAAACAAAGCGGGUGCGCGCAGCCCCUACUCUCAGAUCCCUAACUUGGCGAGGCAGACACCGCCAGAAAACAGGCAGAAACGAGCCCCGCGCCCUAACGUCCGACUUCUCAAGUCCUGCCAGCCCAGCAGCCACAAGCUUGGGCCCAACCAAGGGUCUCUCAGCGCCGGUGAGAGCAGAUAAAGGGGGCGGGGCGAA